This is a messenger RNA of Mytilus trossulus (common blue mussel), 459 nucleotides long. Its product is annotated as perlucin-like protein. The transcript is spliced from 2 exons. The coding region runs from base 81 to 437 and encodes 118 amino acids. The record is from RefSeq and is a predicted model, not a curated record. NCBI's taxonomy places the organism in Eukaryota, Metazoa, Mollusca, Bivalvia, Mytilida, Mytilidae.
CGACGCAACUGUGUUCAUCUUAUAAAAGUCAAGUAUGUAACUUUCGAAGUGUUAUUCAUAUUUAUAUUGUCAUUUGUGUUAUGAAAGACAAGGGUACUUUGAAAAAGUCAUGCACUUUGCAUACACUAAUUAUGAUUCUGUUCUCAGGGACAACGUUUUUGUGGCUUGGGGCAAGUAAUUUACCCGACAAGACAUGGGAAUGGCACAACCCGAUUAAGCCUAUAAAGUUUUCCGACUGGCAAAGCACUCAACCUAGUCAUCCGAACAGUGAACAUUGUAUGGUUUACUGGAAAUCUAAUGAAGGCUUCAAAUGGGGUGACGUGAGAUGUGAUAGAAAACAAGAAUUUCUAUGUCAAAGGACAAAGUUAUCAGAAAAGGACAGCAGCUGUAGUGAAAAGAAACCAGUAGGACAGAAAUGCAAGACAAUCUGUCUUUAGAUUAAAAAUGAUAUAAAUGCAA